CUUGGUUCUAUUUAAUUAAUGCGCUUACUGAUGUUGAAAGUUUUACGUUUGCUGUUUACUAGGAUUCCUGUGCAAAAGUGGCUAAAAGUACUGUAACGUUAACUUUUUGGUUAGUUUCUAGUGAGGUCUCCCAUCUCCGGAGAUUCGAAAGUAUCUCAUCGCACUUGAAAAGUACAAAUUAAUCGUGCGAUAUUGUUAAAACAAGUAAAUACCAAGAAAGGCGUGUUUCAUUCCCUUUUUAUAAGCUCACUGCGCUUUCAGUAAGUUCUUGAAUCAACACCAGGACUUACGAUGUGGAUACAGAAUGAAUGAAGACGAAGAACAAGUGACUGCAGAAGCAGGCACUUCUGCCACUGGAGUAAACAAAUUUGGUGAGUGUCCUUCAAGACCAGACUUUCUUGACAUUCCUACACAGUGUGCAGUCAAGAGGGACGGAAUCCAGGCAUCUAAUGUCUCAACAGACCCAGGAGGAUCACAGCUUGCUGAUCUUGAGGAUCAUGCCAUCCUCUUGGAGGAUAUGGAGGAUUCUCAGAAUGUACUCAACAUGACCAAUGAAGACAUACUACUUGAUGCAGGGUAUGAUCAAAGUAUUUCAAAACUACCCUCAGCCACCUUGAACAAUAACAGCCUUGACCCUGACUCUAACAAGGUCAAGGUUACCAGAGUUAUUGAUCAUGAUGGCAUGCUUUUAGAUGAAGGUGCUCAUAACAUAAGACGUAACAGCGAUACACUGCCUUCUCGUCUUAGCUCAUCCUGUACUUUCACCAGCAAAUGGUCAGACAGCACGCAAGAAGCGGUGAAAUAUCCUCAGGUAGAGAGGCAAUGGAGCCUGGAUCACAAUUUCCUGGUUACACAGAACUGGGCAACAUUCAGAGAGGGUGAUCUGCCAGCAGGGGGCAGCAGGUGUCACCCUCAGCAAGAAGGGCUAUAUCAUAGUUCUCCCAGAAGUAUGUCAAUGCUUGAGUAUUUCUCUAGUAGUCCUAGUGACAGUAGUUUGAAGGAGUGCUGGGCAUAUCCCAGGGUAAAAAUGAGCAGUAGUGCAAAUUACCUUCGUAGUGAAAUCCAGAAAAUAGCAGCUGAUUCCACAACUCAGGAUGGUAAAUUGGUGCAUAAAUUGGAAAAAGACUGCCAGCCUUUUGAGAAACAGUCUAUUGAAUUAGAUCAGGAACAGGGUGAAGGCCAUUCUGUACAACAGUCUAGUUCUGUAUUUAGCCAAGAAAACAUUCCUGUCAAGGUUGAAGGUCAGGUGCAAGGUCACAUAGUCCCAGGUGAAGGUGAAGGUCAAGGUAAUAACCAAGAAAGCAUUUCCUCUUCCACCCAGGUUGCCCCAAACCUACAUAUCACCAAUUCAAAUGAAACAAUUGGUACAAAAACUGAAGUAGAUGGUGCUAUUUGUGAUUCAGAUGAAACCCCAAUUGAUACAGUUAAACCUAUGUCUAUAUCUGACUUACCUGUUGAGAUUAUGCACCACAUUUUGUCAUACCUGACUCCCAGGGAGCUCUGUAGGUAUGUGUCCCCAGUGUGCAGGCAAUGGCAUGCUCUGUCGCGAGAUCCUGCGCUGUGGAAGGUGCUACAGUUUGAAUACAGUGACCAGAUUUCCACAGAAUCCCUGUGCAUUUGCUUCCAGUAUGCCACUCUCCUCAGGCACCUGUCUCUCCAUGGGCGCCAACAGCUCAACUAUGCUGAGAUAAAAGCACUGGCAGAUAGCUGCAGCCAUCUCCAUACAAUUAACCUUGGUUUCUGUGACUCUGUCAACUAUGGAAUUAUUGCCACUCUGGUGAGAGGCUGCAGAGAGUUGGAGGUGGUCAAUGUGGAAGGUUGUACCCUCAUUGAUCACCAGUGUAUCCAGAAGCUGUGUGAGCUGCCAUCUUUGUGCUCUGUGAACCUCUCCCACUGCACGGGGCUGCAGGAUGACAGCAUUGAACACAUGGCUAGGAACAUUAAGAGCCUGUUCUCACUCAAUAUUGAUGGAAUAUCCUGGGUCACUGAUGAUGCCAUUAGUGUGUUAGUAUCCCACCAGGGGCAGCACCUGCGCCAGCUUUGUGUUGAUGGGGCGGAGCUGAGUGAUGACAGUUUGGCAGAGAUCAGCAAGUGCAAACUCCUGGAAAAGUUCAGCAUUUCUUUCGCUGAGCUUGUCACUGAUGUAGGGGUGCAGCAUUUAAAGAAACUGAGCAACCUUACCUCUCUGAGAUUAAAGAAAGGGAAUCAGCUGACAAAUGAUGGCAUAAAGUGUCUGUUUGGAGGGGAGGAGCUUAGUAACCUGCAUUUACUGGACCUGACUGAGUGUUCAGAGUUGGAAGAUGAUGGGGUACAGCAACUGGUAGAGUGUUGUGGGAGCAGUCUUGAAUACCUGGCCCUGUGCUGGUGUUGGAACAUCACAGACCAUGGGUUAGCCAGCAUAGUGGACAAAUGCAGCCACCUUCAGUUUAUGGAUCUGCUGGGCUUGGACAAGAUUCAAGGAAUCUCUUUAGAAAGGAUCCCAGGCUGUUUACCACACUUAAAAUUCAUGGAUUUGAGGCAGUGUGGUGCUAUUGAGGAUGAACUUAUUGUGGGUGUGAUCAAGAAGAAGCCAGACUUAGUGGCUGUCAAUUACUAUGGAGAAGAGUUCAGUUCUGAGGCCAGGUGGGAUUUGUGCUAAUAUAACUGAGAAUACAGGCUCACUAGAGCUUCACGAUUACAGGAAACAGCGUUAUGGAGGCCCUCAUGUCAUUUUAUAUCCCGAUAUGCAGAGGCUGAAAUGCAUGGUGACAGAAAUGUGACAAAAUUUGCAUCUGCUUUUGGUUAUGAAAGAUAUUUUUGAGGACCUUUGUUGACAUUUAUUAUUAUAGUAAAUAUUCAUUGGACUGUACAUUUCCAUUGAGUCAAGAUACCAGUAAGGAGUUAUUUGACAUUUACAUCACAAGUGAUGAAGCUAAGUUGGUCAACUGCUUAGUAAGGAGUCAUGUUCUAAAUUCACAGUUUGCCUUAUCAAUAAAGUGCAAUGACAACAACAUCUCAUUUAAGUUUUUUAAAUUGCCCAGGAGAGAUUUUGAGCUAAAAACCUGGAUCACUGCCAUUACCCUUCAAUCAGUUAAUUGACUUAAGUCGAACAAAUCCUGCUAAAGUCACUGUAACAGUUGCGGAGAAAGGAAAGGAUUAUAUGUUUAGACCACCUUGGAGUGGUGACCAUGCAUUUGACUUGAGGAAAAGACUUGUUCUCCAUUUGCCUUCAGAGAUUAUUCAGGAAAGACAAGUAGCCAGUAGAAUGUGAUUAGUAAAAUUGUAACUGGUGAUAAGUAAACUGCCAAGGAGAAUAGUUCAUCUUGUGUUGCUUGUCUUAAAUACUGUUUAGCAUUUGUUGUAUUUUUAUUUAAGGACAUGGGAAUAAAAUUUUUGAGGCAGUAAACAACAUGGCAGAAUUGUGCCUCACAUCA
Molecule: messenger RNA, 3413 nt
Organism: Lingula anatina
Lineage: Eukaryota; Metazoa; Brachiopoda; Lingulata; Lingulida; Lingulidae
Biological process (GO): SCF-dependent proteasomal ubiquitin-dependent protein catabolic process
Cellular component (GO): SCF ubiquitin ligase complex
Molecular function (GO): protein binding
Source: RefSeq, a predicted model, not a curated record